This is a messenger RNA of Cygnus atratus (black swan), 4646 nucleotides long. RefSeq lists its product as uncharacterized. The transcript is spliced from 8 exons. Lineage: Eukaryota; Metazoa; Chordata; Aves; Anseriformes; Anatidae. Gene Ontology annotation, molecular function: oxidoreductase activity. The coding region runs from base 41 to 913 and encodes 290 amino acids. The record is from RefSeq and is a predicted model, not a curated record.
GCCGCCGGGAGUUGUAGGCCGCGGGCCGCCGGCGCCCGACAUGGCGGCGGCAGCGGCCGGGGGUGGCGAGGCGCCGGGCGGCCCCGUGGUGCCGCUGCGCAGCGGCCGCAGCAUCCCGGUGCUGGGGCUCGGUACUUCCCAUCAAGGUGGCUAUUCCCAUGAUGCUGUGGUCCAUGCAUUACAGAAAUGUGGCAUUCGUCAUAUUGACACAGCAAAAAGAUACGGCUGUGAAUCUCUUCUCCAAAAAGCCAUUAAAGAGAGUGGUGUGAACCGGGAGGACCUCUGGAUAACCACCAAAUUGUGGCAUAGUGAUUAUGGCUAUGAAAACACAAAACAAGCCUACUUGGAGUCAUGUGAAAGACUUGGUGUUGACUAUCUUGAUCUUUAUUUGAUACAUUGGCCUGAUGCACAUGUUCCGGGUAAAAGCAAUCGGGAGGUCCGAGCUGAAACCUGGACAGCGAUGGAGGAGCUCUAUGAGAAAGGUUUGUGUAGGUCAAUUGGCGUAAGCAACUUUCUUAUCAGUCAUCUUGAGCAACUAAAGGAAGACUGUGUGGUUACUCCACAUGUUAAUCAGGCUGAGUACCACCCUUUCCAAAGACCUCAGGAGCUGGUGGAUUAUUGUAGGAGCAGAGGUAUUGUUUUUGAAGGCUAUUGUCCUUUAGCUAAAGGUGAAGCACUCACUCAUCCUAGUGUCAUUCAGCUGGCAAAGAAAUAUGGCAAAACUCCAGCACAGAUUUGCAUACGCUGGAGUGUACAGAAUGGGAUUGUGACUAUUCCAAAGUCCACGAAAGCAGAAAGGAUACAGGAAAACUGCAAGGUGUUUGAUUUUACAAUAGCAGAAGAUGAUGUUGAAAUUCUAAAUGGAUUGCAUGAUGGGAGACAUGUUUCCUGGGACCCAAGCCUUAUUGUGUGAACGAAGGCUUUUGAUUUUAAUGUGAGGGAAGAAGAUACGGAACAUUUGAACACCAUGAAUAUCAACAGAAAACUAAUUCAUCUAACUUAUCCAUUGUGGAGAGGAUAAUUUAAAACCAGGUUGUUCUAAAGUUCAAAAGUAAUGCAAUUGAAACUUUAAUUCAUUUUAAACUGAAGAAUAGAUUGUUCUUCUGGGUACUUAGGGUACCCAAUCAGUAUCAGUUAAAAAAAUAAUAAAAAAAAGCAGUAACAAUAGCUUGUAUUUAAUGUCACGUUAACAAUUUAAUAAAAUCAUUUCAUUUCCUUUUCUUUGUUGUAUUCUUACCGAUACAAAAAUGCCUAAUUUAAGCGUUUUCUCUGCUUUCUCGAAUCUUUCUGGCAUUUUCUUCCAGUAUGGAUUAAGCUAUCUCACAAUACUGUAAUUAAGUUUCUCUUACCUGCAUGUAUUUGAUUUAAGGUGUCAUUUUAACCCUUUUGAACAAAGCAGUUGUUGCUGUUUUUUUUUCCCCUGACAGAUUUUGUAAAGUAUUGGUUAACUUAAAGGCACAGAUAGGAGCAGGCUUCAAUAUGCAGAACAUUUAUAACUGGUUCAGUUACUAACAGUAAUUGUAAUAAGUAGAUAUUUUUGUCAUUUUGAAAAUCCUACCAGUAAGUUACGUGUGUGUCCAGGUACCUAGAUUUCUGUGAAGAGAAGCCUGACAUCCCUUGGAGUUGAAUUCAUCUGUCUUCCAUUACAGUAAGAUUCAUUUUGCUUACAAAUUUAUAGUAUUCUUCUCUUAAAAAAAAAAAAAAACAACAAAAAACAACAACACGAAAACAAACAAACAAGCAAAUGAAAACAAACAGAUGAUUAGUACUUGGUGCUUCUAUCUGUGCUUUAUGCAAAUAUCGUCAACAGUGUAUUAUGUGAUAGUUUGGAGAAGUUAAUUGGCUUUCAGAUAAAACAUGUAGAACUGAAGGUAGGACAUAAAUGUCCUAAUUCAGAGGAUUACAUCUGUACUGCUUAACAAAACAUUGUAUAAUGUUACGCUGGAGCUAAUUCUAACCCAGCAUGCUUCAUGGUAUCAAAGGCAGUACAGAUGCUUUGGUUUAGUACUCUGUUUGCACAAAUUUAUGCCACAUCGUCUUCCUUCAAGUAAAAUUAUUUUGUAGGAACCACAGUCUGAGCAUUCAAACACUAGGCUACGUAGUACGAACUGCUUUCUUUUCUCAGUUAUGCAGUGUAAAUCUUAAAAAAUUACUCAAAAUACAAUCUCUUUGUUCCAGGUCUACAGCAAAAGUCUGAAUCUGGAGUAAUGUCUUACUUUUCACAUUGUUUUUUACCUUUCUUCUAAUCAUGAGAAUUUUGCGGGUUUCUACAGGCCACUUUGUACUUUCUGGGUGAGCCAAACUAUUCUGUUGGUACUACUUUGAGGAUCUCCUGUCUUGGUCAGGCACUUUAUGGAAGAAUGCCCCUGUUUUGUGGCCUGAAUUAUCUCUGGGUGAAUAAAAGGAUGUUUUGCAUAGAUCAAAAUUGUUGAAGGUGCAUAAGGGUAGUGUGUUGCAGAAAAAUCCUUUGGAAAUCUGUCUUGCAGGGAUUUUUCUCUUUUCGUGAUGGAUAAUGUUCACACACUCCUCUGCUGCAAUUGUCAGUAAUCCAGCAGUGCUGGCACUAAGAGAGCACUAUCUCCUGCUGGUGUCAGAGGCCACUGAUGCAGGCUUUGGGAGUCCCCCAGUUCCCAACUUCUUUUUCUGACAAGGUCAAAGCAUUUUCCUGCAAGACAGCGUAAUUUCCUUUUGCUUAACUAAGAGUUACCAGGAAUUAUGCUGGAGAGAGAUUUUUCAGAUACAAGAUUUUAUUUUAAGAUUCUUUACUUUCUUUUUUUUAAGAUCUCUUUGUAAAGUACUCUGAAAUUCUCAGUGUUGCUCCAAAUGUCAGUGUUGUUAUGCUAACUCUUCUAUCACAAAUUCUGUAAUUCUUGAAGGAUUGUUUGAGUGCUUUUUCAUGGGACUGAUUGGUUUGUCAGGUGUACGUGUACAGCUUUCUUUGGUUUCAUUGGCAUAAAGUGAUCAGUUUGAGUCACGUCAGAUUGUUAUGUGAUUUUAGUUAAGAUGCUAAAGCUAAAAUUUAGGCUUCUUAUCUGGGAGAUCUCACAUUACUGUUGCCCUGUGACUAGCCAGGUUUCUGCAAUGCCCGGAACACUAAGUUCUGGUCGGAAUUUCAACAAGAAUUUUGCUUAUCACAGGCAGCCAAUAAUUCUGUGUAUGUGUGAGACACUACAACAUGCAUUCCUGCUUAUCCUAAAAACUCAAGUAUAUAAGAGCAUAUAUUCAUUAUACUGUCCUUUCUCUUUUUUCUGACUAGGCAAUCUCAGAGUAGAGUUUUCAAAGGAGUUGUACCCUGGAUUUCUGUCAUGUAUUUCAUGGAAUUGCAAGUGUCCUUAACACAGGACCUGGCAGAUAGGAGGGUGCUAAGAAGAGAAUUCUUGUUCUGUUGAUUGGGACGGAGUAUAAUCCUGGCUUAAAUCUUCUCACUAAACGUUUAUCCAUGUGCUCUUGGUAGAGUUGGCUGGAACAGCCUGAAUUUACCUGUUUGUGUGAUUCAGCCCUCAUGAGGAGGUUGCAAUCUGUGCAGCUGAGCCACAUUAACCUACAUUUUCCAAGGUUUUAAACAGCCUUUAGUGCAAAAUCAGCCAGGCUGGCUUCACUUGCCUGAGAAGGGCGAAGCACUAUUUCAGUAUCCUCACUGCUAAGAUGUCAACAUGGGUAUAAAUGUGUGUGGUCAUCUAAUACAAUACUUUUUGUGAUGCAAAUAGCCAGCUGUUUGGGGUGGAACUGAAAUUGCCUAGACAUUUUACACAAUCUCUGACAAAUAAUUUGUUGGAUGUCACGUCUUUGAGUUGGAGCCCUCUCAGUUGGUUUACCAAUAACCUAAACAUGAAAGCUGGUACAUCUGACUACUGAAACCCUGAGUCAUUCUAUCCUUUAAUUAAAGCAUGUUCUUUUAAUAUGUUCCUCUUGCUUAAAAUUAUAUGAGAAUGAUUUCCUAGAGGAAAAUGCCUAAUGAAUGCACUUUUAUUUAGUAUUUUCUAUAGAUUAGCUAAAUAAGGGGGAAAGCUUGAAAUAUCUAGGGUAUGUCAGGCAGUUGCAGGGGAUACAUAUGUCAACCUCAAGCAUGAUUUAUCUUGCAUGCCUUUUCUGACAGUUGUAAUUUAACGGCUGUAUUUUCCUCCAGGCUCUCAGGAGGCUAAACAUCUUUUCAAGUUUCUAGCUUUGUGGUGGAAGAGUCAAUGUCUGUUUGCCAGUGUAAUUUAUCUGAGUCAUUCUGGGAGAGGCGUGGAGCAAUUGAAGCAUGACGAUUAGCAUAAAUAAGGACUCUCCUCCUGAGGGUAGUGUUACUCUUACCGUGUUUCAGAGGAAAGCAGCCUCCCCAUAACAACUGCUACUGCUAAUUGAAUUGUGUGAUGCUAUGAACUAAAAGACCUAAUAUAUUAAGCGCUGGUCUAUUGUGAUAUUCUUUUGCAUUUCAAUUUGAGGUGGAGUUAACAGAGCAAGGAAGGAAGAGGAACAUUUCUGCAGUAAGAGCAACUGUGGGUUAUCAGGAAUCACCCUUUCAUGUUCGCUGAGGUGGGUUUCUUUGAAGAAGGAAUUAUAAAACCUAAACCCACAACUUCUUUUGUAGCUUCUAUAUAAUGACACUGCUACCACUGUUAAUAAAUAAAUAAAUAAAACUUUUCUUCCUAUUAUUAAACACC